Molecule: messenger RNA, 591 nt
Organism: Parascedosporium putredinis
Lineage: Eukaryota; Fungi; Ascomycota; Sordariomycetes; Microascales; Microascaceae
Source: the annotation of a GenBank genome assembly
AUGUCCGGUGGAGCGUCCUCCCGGGGUGCUGCCAAAAGGCUCUUGAAAGAAUUGGAGAGGUGGUCAGAGGAAUCCAAGGAGGAAACGGGCAUCGAGCGCCUUGGGCCCCCAAAUGACGAGGACCUGCUCACCUGGGAGGCCGUCAUCAAUGGCAAGGGUAUAGGUGGUGGUUAUGACGGUUGGUCCCCCUUCGCGCGCAUCCCGCCCCCUCCCCCACUAGUGCCCUGCUCUGACUCGGGAAUCUUCUCCUUGGUACGAACAAAAGAGGGCCGGUGGCUUCUCAACAUCGAGAUACCCUCAUCUUAUCCUAUAGAACCUCCCAAGGUCGAAUUCGUCACCCCCGUGGUCCACCCAAACGUCGCCCUCACUACGGGCGAGAUCUGCCUCGAUCUGCUCAAGACGGCGUGGACGCCAGCUUACAGCAUACUCGAAGUUGUACGUGCGAUCCGCAUGCUCCUCUCAUGCCCGGAAACGGACAGUCCCCUCAACGUUGAUGUCGCGGCGCUGCUGAGGGGCGGUGACGCCGUAGGCGGCAAGGCCCUCGUGGAGCUUUGGUGUAAGGGCGAGGAGGGCAGGUAUGAUGGCCCUUGA